GUGCGAGGAGCGAUCAGGUAGCUCUGCCUUCCCGCGCUGCUCGCUUGCAGUGCCGGGGAUCUGCCGGCAUCGGAGAGCACGGGGACGAGAGCCGGGAGCUGCCGCCUGCCACCGGGAAGGGUCCCCCGGCAGAGAGGCAGGAGAGGAGGCAGCAAGGAAGGAGAGGAGCAAUCGGCAGGAAAACAGCGAGACUGGAACCAGUCUGGGCUGGGAGUAUCUGCGGCAGUGCCCUCGUGAGCACUGAGUCCGGAAUCCCGUCCUGAAGGCGGCGAAAACUCCUCGCACGAUGCUGAUGUGCCGUCCUGUGGAGCUGCUGGGGACCAGCUGGGUGCUCCUUGCAGGGCUGCUGGUGCCUUUGCAACAGGCUGCAGAAGGGAGAGAAAAAGCCGCCGCUGUGGGAUCCUCGGUGCUGCUUCCUGGGCCGGAUAACAUCACGCACAUCUACUCCACGCAGUGGGAAUACCUCGAUGGCACCAGCUCCCGCACCAUCCUGCAGUACUACAGGGGGUCUCACGACCCAGCCAUCCGCACGCCCUACGCAGGACGAGCCGUUUUCCAUCCAUCCGAUGGUUCUCUCUUGCUGGAGGACGUCCAGGAAAGCGACAGUGGCAUCUACAAAGUGACUGUCAACGCGGGAGACAGGGAGAGCCUGAAAAUCCUGCUGGAAGUCCUCAAGCCCGUGUCUCGCCCUCAGCUCCGGAGCAGUUCUCUUGUGGCCCAGGCCACCGGCAAGGUGCUCUGUGAUGUGGCAGAGGGCAGGGUGGAUGCCAUCACCUGGAAGAAGGAUGGGCAGCCCCUUCCCCCGGACAGAGCUUUCUACCUCUCUGACAGCUUCAGCGUUUUGUACCUGAGGUCGGCAAAGAAGUCAGACUGCGGCUCCUACUCCUGCAAUGCCAGCAAUAGGAUAAGCUGGCAGGAAACUUCCCUAAACAUCACUGUUGCAGGUCUCUCACCUCCCUUGCAGGACGCGCUGAGGAUUGCAGUGGUUGCUGUGGUCUUUGCUGCCGUCUCUGGAUGGGGAUUAGUUUUUCCUGUCUGCCAGUCUGAAAAGCUAAGAAUAAGAGGGGAGCUGUGGAGGUGGCUCAGUGCCUACACCUGCGGGCUGGUGUGCAUCGCCUCCAUCCUGGCUGGCACCGCCGGGAUCCUCUGGAUGCGAGAGGAAGGACCUUCUAUUGCGAUCAUACUGCCAGAGAUCGCCCUUACAUAUGUGAUGGUGGUAACCUUCCUGGUCUCUGCCACCGUGACCUUCCAGCCUACAAAUCUCACCCAGCUGAAAAGUAAAACAGCACAGCGCAUGAUGGGCUACGCUGCUCCUGGAGGAGUGGUUUCAGUGGUGUUGACGACCAGCUUCCUCAUAAAGAACAUCCACCAUCGCCAUGAAGAAGGAUGCACGGAUUUCGUGGACGUGACCGCCCUCACAGUCAGCACGGCGGCUGUGUCGGCCCUCCCGCUCCUCACCAUCUUCCUCUGCUAUCACACGACUCAGGGGUGGCUGAAGGACCGUGACUCCAGUUGGGCGGACAAGGAGAGCAGGAACCGUACUUUCUAUGGACCCCUCGCCAAACGACCGGACUUAGGAGGAGCGUGCAACUGAAUAUCAGGAGUUAAGCAAAAUGGAUACAGAAGAAAAGUAUACAUUAAAAUCAAAAGUGAGGGGUUAGACUCUGGGCGCCCUGUGGUUUUUACUCCCAGUUGAGCAACGAUCUGUGGCUGGUUUUAGCCGUUGGAACAGAGGGAAGCCACGACUUGUAGCUUUAUCUGGGGUUGUCUUCAGAGUCCAGCAAGUUUCAGGAACAUCAUACUGCAAGAGGCCACAGAGGUCGUUAUGGCCUUUGGCAUCAGCUAAUUGCACAAUGCAAAUCGAGUGGUGGAGAUGAAGUAACUCACAAACCUAGCAAGUAUCUCAGGGAAAAUGCCCUCAUCCCAUCAGGAUGCCAAUAUGAUACUCAGCUUCUUGCUGGUACCUGAGAGCAGCCUGCUCUGCUGUACCAGAGAUCGCAGCUGUAUUAGAGGUAGGAGUUAAGAAUUCACCCAGUUCUAUGGCUUUUUAAAGUCUCCUCUUCAGUCGUGUGUCGUCAUCCCCCCCGCUAUUCCUGCGAACGUAACUGAGCCCUGCAGUUCUGCGUGCUGGAAAACUCACGGCCAGCCCAAAGGGAAGCGAACACAGACAGACUGAUGGUUACCACCAUUUGUAAAGGGAAUUUUCUCCCUCUUACAAGCACAAUGUCUAGCUAAUGGAUGGAAAGGAGCUUCGCUGAGGGGCCAUGGACCAUGUUUAUACAUCUCUGAGCCUUAUGUCCUGCUUUCCUGUUGCCCUAGUAGCAGCGAAUAUGAAUUAUUUAUUGCUUUUGUGUCUGCUUAGCCCUUGUCAGCAGGGUCUCUGGCUUUUCUGUAAUACCAUUAAGGUUAAAAAAAAAGUGGCUGAUUUAAUCUAGCAGGCUAAACUAGACGUGCUGAGGAUGCAUGGUUGCUCAGGACCAUGGCCAGAUGGCUUGUGAAUGCUGACAGGGACAGAGACUCCAC
Molecule: messenger RNA, 2523 nt
Organism: Harpia harpyja (harpy eagle)
Lineage: Eukaryota; Metazoa; Chordata; Aves; Accipitriformes; Accipitridae
Exons: 11
Coding region: 287-1594 (435 amino acids)
Source: RefSeq, a predicted model, not a curated record